CAAUUACUGAAUCAGACGCAAUUAAAUACAAUGGUCGUAUGUUCAUUCAAAAAAGGUUUUUGUCCCUUUGGUUCCGCUUGCAAAGGAGAACACUUAGAACCAACGUCCACUGAUAACAAUAUUACAACAAAUAUGAAAAAUAACAAAGCCUCAGAUGCAAAUAUGACUGUUGCUAAAAGCAGCAGUAUCAAAACAAUGGAAAAGCCGGCCAAUAAUAACAAUACACUUUUCGGAAACGGAAAUUCGACUACCACUAGUCCUGGUACUAUAUUAACUAAAUCACUGACAACCACUAACACCACUAUUAAGGCAUUAAAUAAUAAAAAAUCUAAUAUAUUUGGGGGUGCAGCAGGAAUUGCAUUCCAGCAACAACAACAGGUACAGAAAUUCACAUUUGAACAGACCCCUGUGCCAGCAAGUUUUGUAUUUGGUGGCAGUAGUGACUCAAAUGCACAUGAAAGCGAGAAUCAAGAGAAAAUUGUAAUAAGUGAAGUAGCCAGUAAGUGGCCGGAUGAUCAUCAUAUAUCCAAACAAAUUGAUAAAUCUAUAAUGGACUUAAUUCUGGUGGACAUGCUGCCAUAUAAUAUAGUGGAGGGGUCUGCUUUUAAACGUCUCGAAUUUGCUAAUCCCACUGAAUCAAAUCAAUACAGGAAAAAGACCGAACAAUUUUUCCGUACAUCCCUGAUGCCGGAAACUUUUAACAAAGUCCAGCAAAAAGUGGUAGCUAUAUUGGAAUCAGCCAAAUGGAUAAGCAUUGCUGUAAAUAUAUCGAGUUCUCCUAAUAGUUUGCAGUCGAUGUUAAGCUUUACAGCCUAUUUUUUACAUGAAGCUUCAAGGAAAAAAAUAAUUUUGGGUGCCAGUGUUUUGGAAAAAGACUACAAAGAACUUUAUAUAGCCGAACAACUUUCAAAAAUUGUUACCAAUUUUAAAUUAGAACAAAAAUUGCACUUGGUUGUUUGCGAAAAUCCUUUAAAUAUAGAAGCAAACAUGCAAUUGGCCAACAUAAAAUGUGUAGCUCAUAACAUGCAGCUGGUGAUAUCUGAUGCAAUUUUGUCCGAUAAGCAUAUACAGGCAGUUAUAAUAAAAUGCCGCGGCAUUGUAAAACAUUUCGAAUAUUACAAAGACGCUAAAGAAAAUUUGAAAAUCAUUCAGGAAAUGCUUUCUUUAGAUGAAUUUGCUUUUGUUUUGGAUAUGGAUAAUACAUGGCUUAGCACAUAUUUGAUGGUGGAACGUAUCAAUGAACAACGUAAAGCUGUGGAAGUUUACUCAAAGGAACAUGGUGGCAUAGAAAUUUUAAGCCCCGAAGAAUGGGAUUUGUUAAACGAUAUUGUAGAGACUUUGGAAAAUUUUUAUGAGGCCUUUAUUGAUUUAUCAGCAGAUAAUGCUUCGGUUUCCUUAGUAAUUCCUUUGAUAGAUAUGUUAGCCUCUUCAAUAGAGGAUGAUGAUAGUGCUGUAUAUAAAUUUAAAGAUGAGCUAAAAAAGGCUCUUAAUAACAGAUUUAAAUUUAUUGAAACCUCACUAUUUCUUAUAGUAGCCACACUACUCGAUCCCCGUUUCAAAAACAAAUAUCUCAACGAAACUCAAAUUCAAUUGGCUGAAAAGGAAAUGUCGGACUUUAUAAAUAAAUCACGUUCGUCGGAUGUAAUAAAAAGGGCUCAAAAGUCCAAGAAUAAGCUGUGGGAAAAACAUGACAAUAUGUCGUCUGCUAUAAAAACUAAUAUUUCGUUUAAACGAGAAUUAGAAUUAUAUCUACAGGAGCCUUUAACACCUAGAAAAUCUAAUAUUUAUGAAUAUUGGGAUAAAAGUGCUUACGAAAAUUUGAAAACUGUUGCAUUGAAAUAUAUUUCAGCUCCACCUACCAGUGUUGAAAGUGAGGAAUUGUUUACAGCUGCUGGCAAACUGUACGCCGAUAGAAGUGAACAUCUUAAGGGCAUGGAGGCAGAGCAAUUUUUGUUUUGUCAUUAUAAUAUAAAACUGUUUGAUUUUGUUUAUUGAAAUGUAUGUAUGGAUUUAUUAGUUGAGUGUAAGCAUUUUUUUGUUGACGGCAUAAUACAUGUAUUUUUUUUUUGGCCAUGAAGGCUUCUUUAUAUUGAUUUAAAUAAAUAUAAAUAAAUAAUUAUAAUAUUCUUAUUCUUGUAUAUAUUGCAAAUUACUUCCCAAAUAUUUUAUGCCCUUCAACAAAAAAUUAAAAAAUUUGAGUAAAACUUUUAAAACAAGGCCUUAAACAUGAGGAUUUUUAAAAAUAAAAUUAAAUUCAGUUUCAUUUAA
Calliphora vicina (urban bluebottle blowfly) is the source of this 2268-nucleotide messenger RNA. Its product is annotated as zinc finger BED domain-containing protein 4-like. The record is from RefSeq and is a predicted model, not a curated record. Gene Ontology annotation, molecular function: protein dimerization activity. The transcript is spliced from 2 exons. Bases 31 to 1995 code for a protein of 654 amino acids. NCBI's taxonomy places the organism in Eukaryota, Metazoa, Arthropoda, Insecta, Diptera, Calliphoridae.